AUGGCGGAGACACCUAUCAAAUAUAUUUUGACCAUUACGGAUGAAUCAGAGCAAUUUGCUAUUGUUGAGUCGGAAGAAGGGGAAGAUGCAGAGCCGUUCUUGCCGAUGGAGUGUCAUAGCAGCAAAAUUAUUAUCUAUAGCUAUAAGGAAUUAAUGGCAGUCUGGCAGAUUACUAUUUAUCUUGUACUACAUAAUAUUCGAUAUUUUAUUGAUUGGACGACAAAAAACGAAAUUAUUGCAUUCUUUUCCCCAAAUCGUUUUUACAUUGUAUUGCUUUUACAAGAACAAUUUUCGGUAUAA
This is a messenger RNA of Loa loa (African eye worm), 300 nucleotides long. RefSeq lists its product as hypothetical. The record is from RefSeq and is a predicted model, not a curated record. NCBI's taxonomy places the organism in Eukaryota, Metazoa, Nematoda, Chromadorea, Rhabditida, Onchocercidae. The transcript is spliced from 4 exons. The coding region runs from base 1 to 300 and encodes 99 amino acids.